AUGGCUGAGAAGAUCGACAUCACCCCAAAGAAAGAUGGAGGAGUCCUGAAGGUUAUCAAGAAAAAUGGAGAGGGCAUCGUGAAGCCGACCACUGGAACCACAGUCAAGGUUCACUAUGUCGGAACUCUAGAGAAUGGAACUAAAUUCGACUCUUCUCGCGACAGAGGGGAUCAGUUCACUUUCAAUUUGGGACGAGGAAAUGUGAUCAAAGGAUGGGAUCUUGGAGUGGCAACAAUGAAGAAAGGAGAGGUCGCCGAGUUCACCAUCCGCUCAGAUUAUGGAUACGGAGAUGCUGGAUCGCCACCAAAGAUUCCAGGAGGAGCUACGUUGAUCUUCGAAGUUGAACUUUUCGAGUGGAGUGCUGAAGAUAUCUCUCCAGACCGCGAUGGAACUAUUCUGAGAACCAUUAUUGUUGAGGGAUCUAAGAACUCGUUCCCAAAUGACACUAGCAAAGUUGUCGCUCACUGCGUUGGAAAAUACCAAGACACUGAAAUCUACAACCGCGAAGUCACUUUCCAUAUCGGCGAGGGUUCUGAAGAAGGACUUCCAGAAGGAGUUGAGAGAGCUCUCCGUCGUUUCCAGCUUGGCGAGAAGUCGAAAAUCGAAAUCCGUGGUCACAAAUACACCUACGGAAACUCUCCACCAGAAGGAUUCAACAUGCCUGCUAACGCUCCAAUCGAGUUCACCAUCUUCCUUAAGGAGUUCGAGAAGGUUCCAGCUACCUGGGAGAUGAGUGCAGAGGAGAAAAUCGAAGCCGCCAAGCAAGCCAAGGAUCGUGGAACGAUGUAUUUGCAAAAAGGCAAUUUGAAGUUGGCCUACAACAAAUACAAGCGUGCCGAGGAGGUGCUGGAGUACGAGAAGUCUACGGAUCCAGAGAAGAUGAAGGAGCGAGAGACCAUUCUCAACGGAGCAUACCUCAACUUGAGCUUGGUGUGCUCGAAGCAGAAUGAGAAUUUGGAAUGCAUCAAAUGGUGUGAUAAGGUGCUGGAGACAAAGCCAGACAACGUCAAAGCUUUAUACCGAAAGGCUAGCGCUCUUUUGACCAUGAACGAGGUCCGUGACGCAAUGAAGCUGUUCGAGAAGAUCGUCGAGGUCGAGCCGGAGAACAAGGCUGCCGCUCAACAAAUUCUCGUGUGCAAGACAACGAUUCGCGAUCAGAAUGCCAAGGACAAGAAGCGCUUCAAGAACCUUUUCGCCAAAAUCUCGAAUGAGGAGGACAAGCCAACCAACACCGUCGAGGAUGGAGACGAGAUCGUCGCAUCCACCUCGGGAAGCUCCAACUCCAUGGCUUAG
Molecule: messenger RNA, 1293 nt
Organism: Caenorhabditis briggsae
Lineage: Eukaryota; Metazoa; Nematoda; Chromadorea; Rhabditida; Rhabditidae
Gene: Cbr-fkb-6
Product: Protein CBR-FKB-6
Exons: 3
Coding region: 1-1293 (430 amino acids)
Molecular function (GO): peptidyl-prolyl cis-trans isomerase activity; protein binding
Source: RefSeq, a predicted model, not a curated record